Hyaloscypha bicolor E is the source of this 874-nucleotide messenger RNA. RefSeq names its product cytochrome c oxidase subunit VIa. Gene Ontology annotation, cellular component: mitochondrial inner membrane. Lineage: Eukaryota; Fungi; Ascomycota; Leotiomycetes; Helotiales; Hyaloscyphaceae. Bases 46 to 465 code for a protein of 139 amino acids. Gene Ontology annotation, biological process: mitochondrial electron transport, cytochrome c to oxygen. The record is from RefSeq and is a predicted model, not a curated record. Gene Ontology annotation, molecular function: enzyme regulator activity. The transcript is spliced from 5 exons.
CUUGUUCCAUCUUUCACUCAGCGAUUGGACCACCAGGACAACACGAUGUUCCCUCAACGAACGAUGCUACGUACUUCUCAGCGCUUUGCUUCUCAGCUACGCUCACCAGCGGUGCGCACGCCUUUCCAACGACGAUUCGCAAGCACCGAGAGCUCUGGAUUUGUUGGUGCCGAGGACAAUGCUUUCAACCGCGAGAGAAAGGCAGUAAAGGACCAUGCCGCUGCUACAAGUGAUCUCUGGCGCAAGUUGUCAAUCUACGUUACGAUUCCUUGCUUGAUCAUUGCCGGUGUCAAUGCCUACAACCUGUGGAAUGAGCAUUGGGCACAUUGGGCGCACAUGGAGCCGUUGGAAGAGAGACCUGAGUACCCUUACCAGAACAUCCGAACAAAGAACUACUUCUGGGGUGAUGGAGAUAAAACCUUGUUCUGGAAUGACAAAGUCAAUCAUCACAAGAAGGAUGAAUAAGGAAUUGAAUUAUCAGUGCAGUGAAGACAGGGCAUGGGUGCAUCGGGCUCCAGCUGGUGGUUGGAGAUAGACAGGCUGUACAUUCUCCUUGAGUCCUAGCAAUAUCAGACAUUGAAAAUCUUGCGGCAUUAAUCUACCUGCCGUAUGAAACGGCUAGGAAGAUCGGGAAUUGAGAGUUUUGAGUUUUGUGAUGAAGCUCGUUGCAUAGAGUGCUAAAACUGGUAGCUCAGUGCACAACAAGGUGGGGGCCAUAGUCUGCUUAUGCUCAUUGCUUUUCUACAAAAACGGUUGAGGCAGGCGGUAUCGACCCACAUAAUCAGGUGGGCUGAUACAAGACAUCAGUCUCGAACAGGUCUUCUUUGAAACAAGCAUUCGAAAUUUAUAAUCGAGCACAAAAAUGUGUAUGUUA